UUCGGAUAUCAGACCACAGCUAGCAUUUAUCCUGAGAUGAGCAGCCCUUAGCCAGUCAACAUGAAAGUGUCGUGGGUGACUGCUGUCUGGUGCGCCAUGUUGGGCUUGGCCCUGUCCAGCCCCGUACCUCAGCCAGACCCUCAAGGAUUCUUCCCUGGCCAAGGAUUCUUCCCUGGACGAGGCUGUCGAACUCGACGUCGUUGUAACUUUCGUAGUGGCUUUGGAGAUGGCUUCGGUAAUACCUUCGGUGGGUUUGAAGAUUAUCUCUUUGGAAUUGGUUUUGGCGGUCCUGGCUUUGGUAUAUUUGACCAGGGCUUACGACGGCCCUUUGGUACUGGUCUGGGACGGCCCUUUGCUGAUGUCGGUGCUGGACGACGUGGAACUGGUGUAGGUUUGGGUGUUGGGCAACGUGGUAGGCCUACUGGUGCGAGUCGACCUUUUGCUAAUGGUGUGGGUCUCAAUCUUGGGCAACGAGGUAGGCCCACUAUUGUGGGACGACCAGGUGCAGGACGACCAGGUGUUGGUGUGGGACGACCAGGUGUUGGUGUGGGACGACCAGGUGCUAGUCAUGGACGACCAGGUGCUGGUGUGGGACGACCAAGUGCAAGUGUGGGACGACCAAGUGCAAGUGUGGGACGACCAAGUGCAAGUGUGGGAGUCGGAGGUCGUGGCGGAGGUGGUGCGGGCAUUGGUGGUGGCGGAGGUCACCGUGGCUAGUGUGCUAGGCUUCCCACCAUUGGUACUACAUUGUUUCAGAAAAUGGAACACACGCCUAAUUGUUAUUUAUAUUUAUUUAAUACUUUUAAGGGCGUUUUUGUAAUAAAACCGAGCUAAAUC
Messenger RNA from Procambarus clarkii (red swamp crayfish), 837 nucleotides. RefSeq names its product translation initiation factor IF-2. The record is from RefSeq and is a predicted model, not a curated record. NCBI's taxonomy places the organism in Eukaryota, Metazoa, Arthropoda, Malacostraca, Decapoda, Cambaridae.